Molecule: messenger RNA, 954 nt
Organism: Echinops telfairi (small Madagascar hedgehog)
Lineage: Eukaryota; Metazoa; Chordata; Mammalia; Afrosoricida; Tenrecidae
Product: olfactory receptor 6C2-like
Exons: 1
Coding region: 19-954 (311 amino acids)
Biological process (GO): G protein-coupled receptor signaling pathway
Cellular component (GO): membrane
Molecular function (GO): G protein-coupled receptor activity; olfactory receptor activity
Source: RefSeq, a predicted model, not a curated record
ACAAAUCAGAAGUGAAUUAUGAGAAACCACACAGUCACCACUUUCAUCCUGACGGGACUGACAGAUGACCGACAGCUGAAGGUUGUGGUCUUCCUCUUUCUAUUCGUUACCUAUGUGCUGAGUGUGACCGGGAAUCUGACAAUCAUUUCCCUCACCUUCAUCAGUUCUCACCUUAAAACUGCCAUGUACUUUUUCCUGCAAAAUCUCUCCUUCUUGGAAAUCUCAUUUACAUCUGCAUGUAUUCCCAGGUACCUCUACAACAUAUCAACAGGUGACAAGACCAUCACUUAUGAUAACUGUGUUGUUCAAGUUUUUUUCACUGACCUUUUUGCUGUAACGGAAUUUUUUCUCCUGGCGACCAUGUCCUAUGACCGAUAUGUAGCCAUCUGCAAGCCCCUGCAUUACGUGACCAUCAUGAACACCAAGGUCUGCAGAAGGCUCGUUGUUGGUUGCUGGACAGCUGGCUUGUUGAUCCUAGUUCCGCCAGUCAGCUUGGGUCUAAAUCUGGAAUUCUGUGACUCUAAUAUCAUUGACCAUUUUGCCUGUGAUAUAUCCCCUCUGCUAAAGAUCACAUGCUCUGAAACAUGGCUCAUAGAACAGGUGGUCAUAGUUUGUGCUGUGUUGACUUUUAUUGUGACCCUUGUAUGUGUUGUUCUUUCUUAUGUAUACAUCAUCAAGACAAUUUUGCGCUUCCCUUCUGCCCAGCAAAGGAAAAAGGCAUUUUCUACUUGCUCUUCCCAUAUGAUUGUGGUUUCCAUCACUUAUGGAAGCUGUAUCUUCAUGUAUAUCAAACCUUCAGCAAAAAAUUCAGUGGCCAUUAAUAAGGGUGUAUCAAUACUUACGACUUCCAUUGCUCCCAUGUUGAACCCCUUCAUUUACACCCUGAGGAACAAGCAAGUGAAACAGGCUUUCAAUGAGUCAAUAAAAAGAGCUGCACUGCUCUUAAAGAAGUAA